AUGAGAGAUUAGAUUUUUUUGGUUAAGAUUUUUGCUUUCUUAAUCAGUUUCUUAUUGAUUGGGUCAUUUUAUAUUGUUUAGAAAAAUGUAAUAAUAGGAAUAUACGAAAACUCCUCUACAACUGUUCUACAAAAUCAAGACAGAGCAGCGCUUAAGCUCUUUCUUCCGUAACUGAAUCAAUAUCUCAUAUCUAAGUAGCAUUAACGAAUUCAACUUCUAACAAGCUUAGGAACACUUUAUUAAUAAUUAGGCAAUUAUCAUAUCUCAGAAUAAUACAAAGAUCCACUUUGGUGUUAAACUUUAUAAUAAAAGAGUUUUAUAUUUUAGAUUCCAGAACCUUGUAUAUCUUGCUAUCGUUGUAAAGAUGGCAAUAAAUUACUAUCAAUUCAAAAAUAUUAAGAUUUAUGGAAAUUCUCCAGAUUAUUAUCUGAGCAUAUUCUGUUAUUUGAUACAUUACAACAUAAUAGAAUCUUUUAUGCAGCAACUGGAGACAUUUAACUUGGAUUUAUUUAUCCUUAAGUCAUAUACGAUUAGUCAUUCGCACCUUAAUAGAAGGAUUGGUAUUUAAACCAUGUUGAGAAGUACUAAUUGGAUAAAAGUUAGAAAUUUCACUUCUCAUAACUCUACUUUUCGGGCACUGAAUUUAUCUACAAAUAAACCAUAACUUAUUCUUUAGAAAAUUAAUACACUUAAAGUUUAGAUGCAGUUGCAGGUACUGAUAUAGAUGCCGAGGAUCCAGAUAUGAGAUUGGUUUAAGCAAACACCUAUUUAAUUAAUGCAAAAGGUCAGAUCAUUUAUAGAAAUGUAAAUUUGAAUCUCUCCGUCACUGAACUUAAUUUUAUUUAUGAAGAGAACAAAACAGGAUUCAAUCAAUCUGAUUGGGGUGAGAUUUUAAAUUUUGCUAAAAAUUCUCCAAGCAUUUCGAAUUGCUUAGAGGAUGAAAAAUAAAUUUUAUGUAGAUAUAAUUCCAUUUAUUAGAAACCCAUAAAAAUUGUAGCCAAUCAGAUUCCUGGCAAUUUCACAUUGAUGAUGUUUACUAAUGCGAGUUUUGAACACUUAUUGCAAGAAAAUUUCUUAUCAUUAGAGCUCAAUGUUUAAUAAGUAAAUGAACAAACUUUCUAUACGUAAAUAAUUACAUCUUGCUCUUUGAUUUCGAUUUCUAUGGUUAUUGUUAUUUUAAUGUUUCGCCCAAUCUUAAGAGUUAUGGUAGCCGCUAAAACAUAUAUUAAAAAAAUGGGCAAUAAUUUGGAUAAGGAAAUAUUUAAACUCAUGAAUCCAAAAAAAAAUGCAAAUGGUAUUUUCAAUAAUUUAGAGGUUUAAAUUGUAAAUUUCAGUGACAUCUUGUCAAGAAAUUAAUAAUAAAAAGGAAAAAUCUGUAAAUAAAUUGAAGACUAUCAAUAUUAAAACAAAAUAAUCUAACUAACUCAAAUUGAAUUAUUAUCUGAGUUUGACAAAAUCAAAUUAAACACUAAAUUAUCUAUUUCCACAAACUAUUUGCAAUUAAUGAUUUCUCAAUUAUUAAAAUAAUUUAACUAAAAUAAUCAUAGUGUCUAAAAAAAUUGA
Messenger RNA from Paramecium tetraurelia, 1563 nucleotides. RefSeq lists its product as uncharacterized. Lineage: Eukaryota; Ciliophora; Oligohymenophorea; Peniculida; Parameciidae. The transcript has 3 exons. The record is from RefSeq and is a predicted model, not a curated record.